AUGUCUACUGCACUUUGGGAUCCGUUCAUGAUCACCCAGCUGCCACGGCUGCCUUCUAAAGGCGGGCUGGGGUCCUCAUGUACGAUAGCACAUAUUGACUCGAUGCUUUCGAUGCAGUUUGACGUGGGAGUUAGCGGGUCGUACAUCGGUUCCUAUAUCACCAAACCAACUCCUAAGAUGAUCUGGUCCUACUCCUUGUCUCCACAAUCGCGUGUGGACUGUUUGGACUCGUUCACAUUUGACGAGUCUGCAGACAAAGAUGAAUCCAAGUUGUUUGUCGCUGGAAUUAACGAAAGAAAAAAGAGUUCCAUGAGAAUAAUCAGCUACGGACGGUCCAAGUCUGAGUCCGAGGACGACAAAAAUACCACAGAAAGCUUAUCUGCAUACAACGAGGAGGAAAGAAACACAGUGGAGCCAGAAGGGCUCAGAGAAGUGCGCUCGAAGGACGUUUCCCUGAAGGAAGACUUGAUUGGACUCCGGAUCUCCAAAGAUGGUAACAACGUUUACACCGUUAGCAAAAAAGGCCGCAUUUGUAUCUGGGAGCUGAAGGUCGAGGACGAGAUCACAGAAAAGGUGAUCUACGAGCUCGAGCCGACAAAGAAAAGAAAUCUUAUCUACCACUGCUUCAUUUCUCCCGAAGAGCUCCAGAUUGAAAAAUCUGAAAAUAUAGAGCAUCUUCUUCUCACCGUGGAAGACAACGGUGGCCUUUUGAACGUUGGACUGUACGCUAUUGACAAAACCAGUGUUUUGGAACUGUCGCAGUCGGUGAUCGAACUGAACAUUUCCGACAACGCUCAAUUCUGCUUCGACCCUUCUGGAAAGCUUCUCAUUUUGGAAAAUGACCAAGAUCUGACUUUACAAGUGUAUUCCGUUCCAUUUGCGAAGAAACUGAGAACCAUUGAGCUCAUCAACGCCUUCAGCACAGAGCCACAAGAACAGCCAAUUUCGAUCGCGGCUGUUUCUACCAACAGAGUUUUAAUUUCCAAGGGAAGCACCAUUGCGCUGGUCGAUAUCCAAUUCGAGGCUCUUCUCGGCUCCAUCGAUCUUUAUCCGAAAUCGAAGAACUCAAAUGGGCUCAAGUUCCCAAGAACUGCCACCAUUCAAAGCUGUGUCAAGGUCAAAGGUAACAGUUUGAGAACCAGAGACACUUUUGCGUUGGUGCUGCUUAAAAGUCCAAAGGACAACUUCACGUCAUUACAACAUCUUUCGGUCGACGUGGGACUUGGAAAACUGACCAACGUUCUGGGAAGAGGCAUCAAGAAAGCCGAAAAACCGGCAUCAAAGUUCGCUGGGUUCCCUACCUUGGUGAACAAAAGCGAAUUCAAGUCCAGCGCAAAGGAAAGCAACUCUUUACAGACCCGUUCCAGACAGUCAAGCACUUUGACUGCUAAGAUGUACGAUACAUUACAGACACUCAAGUCCAAGAAGAAAUACCAGGAGCUGGAGACACAUUUGGUGAAUUUCUUGAAGAAUAUUGACGAAACAGAGUCUUCCGAGCCUAUCCCACAGCAACAGCCGUUCAUGGUUUAUGAGGCCGACCAGGAUCGAGUGGUGGAUCCUGAGUUCAUUCGUCAAGUGCUUUUGCUUUUGCUAGACUUCAAAGACAACAGACUGCAACUGCCAAACUAUGAGGUGGAGAACAGUUUGACGUAUCUUUUAACGCAUCCAUUGUUCCCUCCAGAGCUUGUUCCAGGACUAUUGCAGAGCCUGACUGAGGCUCCAAGAUUGAUGAGACAGGCUAUUGUGACCUGUCCAAACAUCCCAUGUGGUGACCUGAUUGAGCUUUUGAGUGCGGUUGCAGACGAGGAGGUGUUCAAAGACAUCAUUGCCCGUUUGCUUGAGGACUUCUCUAACGAGACCAUCACUCAAGAGACCGCAAAGAUGCUCAAGAAGAACGUUGCAAUUGACUUGGACGGCAUAAUCUCUCGGAUCCUGAAACUAAACUACGGGUAUGAGAUUCUGAACAACUUUAUUGACUCUGAUGGAUUAGUUUUGAGUUUGCAUUACUCUAAAAACCAAACACAGCUCGAGAAUCUGAUUGCCAAGACCCAGGCCAAGGUCGAUGCGUUAGUCACCGACACCCAGCUUCUCACUCUGGUGAACCAGUCGUUGUCCAUUACUGAGCAGAGCCGCAAGAAGAAGCAAAAGAAACGGAAGGACGUCGACAUCAACAACACGUCGAUUGUCGAGGAAACCACUAAUCUGGACUCGCUUCUUCAACUGGCGCCCGGAUCCAUGAAAAAAGACGACAGUCGCAGAAUUCCGUUGUAUUCUGUUGAAAAGCUUAAUAUAUAG
Ogataea philodendri is the source of this 2295-nucleotide messenger RNA. RefSeq lists its product as uncharacterized. Gene Ontology annotation, molecular function: protein binding. The record is from RefSeq and is a predicted model, not a curated record. The transcript has a single exon. Lineage: Eukaryota; Fungi; Ascomycota; Pichiomycetes; Pichiales; Pichiaceae. The coding region runs from base 1 to 2295 and encodes 764 amino acids.